Anopheles maculipalpis is the source of this 1394-nucleotide messenger RNA. RefSeq names its product G protein-activated inward rectifier potassium channel 3-like. Gene Ontology annotation, molecular function: inward rectifier potassium channel activity. The coding region runs from base 14 to 1381 and encodes 455 amino acids. Gene Ontology annotation, biological process: potassium ion import across plasma membrane; regulation of monoatomic ion transmembrane transport. The record is from RefSeq and is a predicted model, not a curated record. Lineage: Eukaryota; Metazoa; Arthropoda; Insecta; Diptera; Culicidae. Gene Ontology annotation, cellular component: plasma membrane. The transcript has 6 exons.
CACAGUUGUCAUUAUGUGUGAUCUACCGAAGCUGCGUUUGCCGGAUGAUGUCGAGUCUGGAAGAGUGUUGCUUACGAUGGACGAUCGCGUUCAACGGUCGAUGGGAGAGAAGUACAGUCCGUCGGCUCUAACUCCGGAUACGGGUAGCUCUCCUCGAUCACCGUUUCGGUUCGAUUCGAUGCGAUCAUCAGGAAGAAGACCUGGUCCACCAUUUAAUCGUCCCGGUUAUAAGAAAUUACGCAAGCGAGCCGUUUUUAAGAAUGGCUACUGUAACGUGAGUGCUACAAAGGCUCCCCAUCAACGGCUACGCUUUUUGCAAGACAUCUUCACCACCCUGGUUGAUGCACAGUGGCGUUGGACAUUGCUAGUGUUUGCACUCGGUUUCGUCGGUUCGUGGGUCACAUUUGCCGGUCUGUAUUGGUUAAUUUCUUACACACACGGAGAUUUGGAAGAGCUCCAUUUGCCACCAUUUCAAGAGGACAACGGCUGGAAACCGUGCAUUACAAACAUCUACUCCUUCACAUCUUGCUUCCUCUUUUCGCUCGAAACACAACACACAAUCGGCUACGGAUCGCGUGCAAUGGAGGAAGAGUGUCCGGAAGCCGUGUUCGUUAUGACGCUUCAAUCCGUGCACGGUGUAAUGGUGCAAGCCUUCCUAGCCGGGAUUGUGUUCGCCAAAAUGACACGCUCGAAGCGACGCGCUCAGACGCUACUGUUCUCGAAAAAUGCUGUCAUUUCGCUAAGGGACGGUGAACUUUGCCUCAUGUUUCGGAUCGGUGAUAUGCGCAAGAGUCACAUUAUCGGUGCAAACAUUCGUGCACAGCUGAUCCGUCCGAGGGUGACGAACGAGCGGGAAGUGAUGCCACAGUACCGUACCGAGCUGGAGCUCACUUCAGACGAUUGCUCCUCGGAUGUGUUUUUCCUGUGGCCUCAGAUCGUAGUGCACCGGAUCGAUGAAAGGUCACCGCUGUACGGAUAUUCCGCGGAAGAUGUCUUGCUUGAGCGAUUCGAGAUUGUUGUGGUGCUGGAAGGGACAGUAGAAUCGACCGGACAAACAACGCAGGCGAGAACGAGCUACAUCAAUACGGAAAUUCUUUGGGGUCAGCGGUUCGAGCAGGCGUUGGUGUACAAUUCUGACAUUGAGGGCUAUGAAAUAGAUUUUUCAAAGUUCAACGAGACGGUCGUUCAGGAUACGCCACGCUGUUCGGCUAAGCAGCUGAAAGAGUGCUACAAGCUUCCACUGAGAGGACGUUCCUGUGAUCCUUUGGUAGGACCGGAGUUGCGACUGUCCCAUGUGGAGCUGGAAAGCGAACGAAUCAAUCCACAGUUUCUGUUUCCCGUGUUCGACCGUCGACGAUCUCGUUCAUCCACCGAGCUGUAAACGAUCCAUCGUC